Molecule: messenger RNA, 1945 nt
Organism: Sorex fumeus (smoky shrew)
Lineage: Eukaryota; Metazoa; Chordata; Mammalia; Eulipotyphla; Soricidae
Gene: EPM2AIP1
Product: EPM2A interacting protein 1
Exons: 1
Coding region: 48-1874 (608 amino acids)
Biological process (GO): response to insulin; positive regulation of glycogen biosynthetic process; positive regulation of glycogen (starch) synthase activity
Source: RefSeq, a predicted model, not a curated record
CUGCGCCCUCCCUCGGGUCGGCCCCGCUCCCGUGGCUUCCAAUUAGUAUGUGGGUGUCUCCCAAGAGGAGCAGAAUGGAAGUCGACGAGACCAAGGUGUUCCGGCCCGAGUGGACCCAGCGUUACUUGGUGGUGGAGCCUCCAGAGGGCGAGGGGGCCCUGUGCCUGGUCUGCCGGCGCGUGGUGGUCGCCACCCGCGAGCGCGACGUUCGGCGCCACUACGAGGCCGAGCACGAGCACUACGAGCGGUACGUGGCGGAGGGCGAGCGCGCGGCCCUGGUGGAGCGGCUGCGGCAGGGCGACGCCCCACCGGUGGCCCAGCUCACCCCCGAGGAGCGGGCGGCGCGCGCGGGCCUGGGGCUCGCGCGCCUCCUGGCCCUGAAGGGGCGCGGCUGGGGCGAGGGCGACUUCGUGUCCCAGUGCAUGGAGGUGAUGCUGCGGGACGUGCUGCCCGAUCACGUGAGCGUCCUGGACAGCAUCGACUUCUCGCCCGAGAUCACCCGGCAGAGGGUCCUGAACAUCGACCGCAACCUCCGCGGCCAGCUCUACCAGCGGACCAAGGACUACAAGGCCUACUCGCUGGCCUUGGACGACCAGGCCUUCGUGGCCUACGAGAACUACCUCCUGGUCUUCGUCCGCGGCGUGGACCAGGACCUGCAGGUGCAGGAGGAGCUGCUGACCCUGGUCAACCUGACGCAGCACUUCAGCGUGGGGGCCCUCAUGGCUGCCAUCCUGGAGGCGCUGCAGACGGCCGGGCUGAGCCUGCAGCGCAUGGUGGGGCUCAGCACCACGCACACGCUGCGGAUGGUGGGCGAGAACUCGGGGCUGGUGUCCUACAUGCGCGAGAAGGCGGUCAGCCCCAACUGCUGGAACGUCAUCCACUACUCGGGCCUGCACCACCUGGAGCUGCUGACCUCCUACGACGUGGACGUGAGCCAGAUCAUCAACACCGUGUCCGAGUGGGUGGUGCUCAUCAAGACCCGCGGCGUGCGGCGGCCGGAGUUUCGGGACCUGCUGCAUGACUCGGAGUCGGAGCACGGCGAGCGGGUGAACGGGCGAUGCCUCAACAACUGGCUGCGGAGAGGGAAGACCCUGAAGCUCAUCUUUUCCCUCCGGAAAGAGAUCGAGGCGUUCUUGGUCUCCAUCGGGGCGACCACGGUGCAUUUCACCGACAAGAAGUGGCUCUGUGACUUCGGCUUCUUGGUGGACAUCAUGGAGCAACUCGGAGAGCUGAGUGACCUGCUGGGCGUUAGUAAGGUGUUCGCCGCCGUCGCCUUCGACCACGUCUGCACCUUUGAAGCGAAGCUGGGUCUGCUGCAGAGGCACAUAGAGGAGAAGAACCUCACACACUUUGCUGCCUUGAGAGAAGUGGUGGAUGAGCUUAAGCAGCGUCUCAAAGAGGACGAGAAAAUAUUUGAUCCCGAGCGGUACCGGGUGGUGAUCUGUCGCCUGCAGAAAGAGUUCGAGAGGCACUUCAAGGACCUCAGGUUCAUUAAGAAGGACUUGGAACUUUUUGCGAAUCCCUUUAACUUCAAGCCUGAGUACGCUCCCAUUUCUGUUCGCAUGGAGCUCACCAAACUUCAGGCCAACACCAACCUCUGGAAUGAGUACAGAGUCAAGGACCUGGGGCAGUUCUAUGCAGGUUUGUCUGCAGAGUCUUACCCCAUCAUCAAAGGGGUGGCCUGUAAGGUGGCGUCCUUGUUCGAUAGCAACCAAAUCUGCGAAAAGGCCUUUGCUUACUUGACUCGCAACCAGCACACGUUGAGCCGGCCGCUGUCAGAUGAGCAUCUCCAGGCCCUAUUUAGGAUCGCCACGACUGAGCUAGAGCCACACUGGGAUGACCUGGUGAGAGGGAGGAACCAGACCCCUCCCUGAGCCUGGGUACUGCAGCACUCAAAUGAGCCACAGUAACCCGGUGUGAAAGCAAAUGUUUAUUCUUAUUUUUC